GCAACAUUAGGAGCUGGAGACUGGAGUAGAGCAGUGCUGGAAAGAAACAGAAAGCUUGCAAAGCAGGACUGGUUAAAGUGAAGCAAGGCAGGGGGAGGGCAGAGUAGGAUGGAGUGUCACUUAUCCUAUCGGGCUUGAACAGAGCACAGCACCACUGGCUGGACCAGGGGCUGACUGGACUGAACUGGACUGUCAUCAGGGCAGACACUUUAUUUCAGGUUGACUGGGAUAAACAAGGGGAAGGCCUACACUUCUGGACGAGAUCAGGCUGGACUAGGAGUCAAAAGCAGUGGAUUAUGGGUUGUUCGGCCAGUGUAGUCCUGCUCCUGCGCUCAGUGGGCGGCACUGACUGCGGUCACAUGUGUUCGCGACAGGACCAGAUGUCAUUGGAUGCUGCCACUCCCACCCUGGAGGGUUACACCACUACCACCUCACCUCUGACCAUCAUUGUAAUGCAGGAGAAGCCAAAGCAGAUUGAUCCUCUUGACUAUGAGACGGUCAUCUCUGAACUUGGGGACGAGUUGAAGGAAGACCCUCUCAGAGACCUGCUCCUAUUCCCCGACCAUGAUUUCUCGGUAUCCACUGUGCCUCAGGAGAGACGGACUCUCAAGUCGACUGUUCCUGAGGGGGCAGAACUACAGGCUGAAUGUCUGCUGGUCAGACAGGCCUGUAAGUAUUACAACUCUGAGCUAAAUGUGGUUCAUUUCAAGUAUGACGACUACGCUGGAGACUACCGCCUGCUGCCCAGGAAACUGUACAAAGCAGAGAAGCUGCCAUCCCAUUCUUUUGAGAUUGACCAUGAGGACAUUGACAAGGAUGAGGAUACCACCUCGCUGUCCUCGUCCAAAGGAGGAGGGGGUGGUGGUGGUGGAGGAGGGAUCGGUGUGUUUCGGUCAGGGUGGCUCUACAAAGGGAACUUUAACAGCACCGUCAACAAUAGCAUCACUGUUCGGUCGUUCAAGAGGAGAUAUUUUCAGCUCACCCAGUUGACGGAUAACUCCUACAUCAUGAACUUCUACAAAGACGAAAAGAUCUCAAAGGAACCCAAAGGGUGCAUCUUCCUUGACUCUUGCACUGGUGUGGUACAGAAUAACCGUCUGAGGAAACAUGCCUUUGAGCUGAAGAUGAACGAGGUUACAUACUUCGUGCUGGCCGCGGAGAGCGAGCAGGACAUGGAGGAGUGGAUUAGCACGUUGACCCGCAUCUUACAGAUCAGUCCCCACGACGGUCCUGCUCCUGACCGCAAGAGUCUGGACCUUACUGACCAUCGGCAGGAUGUAUUUGACCUGUCGUUGAGUGACAGCUGUUUGCAGGAGAAUGAAGAUACUACGACAGAGAACGGCAUCAAUCCAGAGCUUGCAAAGUAUAUCUCUGAGACCGAUGAAGGAAUUCGCUCUGCUCGGAGAGAAGAGAGGUUGAAUCUGUUCUCGCUGGACCCUGAUACUCCUGUUCUGAGGAGCCCGCGGGCCGAACAUUCAUCAGUUGAUAAUGCAUCGGUGCGUCCGUUUGAGGAGAAACUUGGCAGAAGGUUUAUGAUAACCUGCCGAUCGCUCAACCUCAUGCUACAGGGCUGCAUCAACGAGAGUGAAACUGAACCGGUCACUAAUAUUGAACCCUUCUUCGUGUCGCUGGCUCUGCUGGAUGUACGAGAAGGGAGAAAGGUGUCCGCAGACUUCCACGUAGACCUCAACCACGAGGCUGUACGCCAGAUGCUCGGAGGCUGCAGUAACGGGACAGUCGGUCCUACGACCGGAGUUGGAGGUCAGGAGAAUGGCCUGUGCUCUCCUGCUGAGAAGAAGCCAGGAGACUGUUGUCUCAGCCCGGACCUGGAGCACUGGCUAUGCUUUCCUAAACAGGCCAUCUUCUCAGUCACCAACCCCCACACAGACAUAGUGAUGGUGGCAAGAGUGGAAAAGGUGCUGAUGGGAAAUAUUGCUUGUGGGGCAGAACCUUAUAUCAAGAAUACAGACUCCAGCAAGACUGUUCAGAAGAUUUUGAAAUCCAAUAAACAUUUCUGUAGUAAACUGGGAAAGUACCGGAUGCCAUUUGCCUGGUCCGUCAGGUCAGUGUUUAAGGACAACCACGGGGCACUGGACAGAGAGUCUCGUUUCUCGCCUCUUUUCAAACAGGAGAGCAACAAGAUUUCCACAGAUGACUUGAUUAAGCUGGUAACUGAGUACAGGAGGGCUGAGAAGACCAGCAAACUGCAGACUAUUCCUGGGACGCUGGAAAUCACAGUCGACUACAUUCCAUUGGAGCAUCCUAACUGUGUGACAUCCUCCUAUGUCCCGGUGAAGCCCUUUGAAGAACUGAGCAAACACCAGCCUACUGUGGAGGUGGAGGAGUUUGUCCAGGACACCACCAAGUUCACGCAGCCGCACCGCGUCUACAGAAACCACAUCUACGUCUACCCUAAACACCUGAAAUAUGACAGCCAGAAGAGCUUCGCCAAGGCUCGUAACCUCUCAGUCUAUGUGGAGUUCCGCAGCUCAGACGAAGAAGUUGCCAAACCUUUAAAGUGCAUCUACGGCAAGCCGGGGGGGGCAGUCCUCACCACAGCAGCCUGUUCUACAGUCCUGCAUCACUCCCAGAACCCCGACUUCUAUGAUGAGGUGAAGAUUGAGCUUCCGACUCAACUUCAUGAAAAGCACCACCUUCUUUUCUCCUUUUACCACGUCACCUGUGACAUCAACGCGAAGACGAGUGCCAAGAGGAAAGAAGCCCUGGAGACCCCAGUGGGGUAUUCUUGGCUGCCUCUCCUCAAAGAAGGCCGCCUGUCAUCCCAGGAGUUCAGCGUCCCCGUGUCCUGUAACCUGCCGCCUGGAUACCUGGCCAUCAAGGAAGCCAGCAACACCAAGAAUGGAGCAGAUGUGAAAUGGGUCGAUGGAGGAAAAGCUAUCUUCAAAGUGUCCACCAAUGUCGUCUCCACAGUAUACACUCAGGACCCCCACCUGAACCGAUUCUUCCAGCAGUGCCAGAAGAGAGAGCUGGACCUCUCGCUACCUCCUACCUCCAACUUCCUCAACUGCCUGAAGGGUCUUCUCAGUAUGGAGAGGAUCCCAGUGAUCAUCCGAUUUCUGCCAGUGCUCUUCAACCAGCUGUUCAAGGUCCUGACUCAGAAUGACAAUGAUGAGGUCACUACUGCCACCUCUAGAGUGCUGGUCCACAUUGUUGCAAAGUGCCAUGAAGAAAACCUUGAUCACUACCUGCACUCCUAUAUCAAGUAUGUGUUCAAGUCUGAGGCCCACGGGUUCAGGACAGUUCACGAGGAGCUGGCUAAGGGGAUGACCUUUGACCUGAAGAGCAAUGAGCAGGCAGCAGUCAGGAAUGUCCUGAAGUUCUGCUGGUUCUUCUUUGAGCUGAUUGUCAAAUCCAUGGCCCAACAUCUGGUCGACUGUGACAAGGUAAAGCUUCCGAGGCCCCAGCGCUUCCCCUCAUCCUACCUGAGCCGCGUGGAGACCCUGGUGGAGACGGUGUCCGAACACAUCUUCUGGAAAAACAAAGACCUGGCAGAAGAGACACGCAGUGCCAACUUAGCUGUGGCAGCUUUUGUCAAGCGUUGCUUUACCCUCAUGGACAGAGGCUUCACAUUCAAACUGAUUAGCAACUACAUAAACAUGAUCACCGCUACUGACAGCAAGGUCUUGUGCGAGCUGAAAUUUGAAUUCUUGAGAGAGGUGUGUAACCACGAACACUACAUUCCUCUCAGCCUGCCGUUACCCUCUGCUCGCAUCACAGACCAUGCAUCCCUAGAGCCACAAAGUACUCAUGUGUCGGUGCCCGAGUACAACCUGACUGGAGAGUUCUGCAGAAAGCACUUCCUGACUGGCCUGUUGCUACGGGAACUGGGGCUGGCACUCCAGGACGAGCAGGACCUAAGACACGUAGCCUUGGCCACCCUGAAGACGCUCAUGGCCAAACACUCCCUGGAUGCGCGCUAUGCCACCAAGGAGAAGCAGGCCAGGAUUGCAUCUCUUUACCUGCCUCUGUAUGGCCUGAUCCUGGACAACAUGCCUCGAUUCUUCCUCAGGGACCUCUUCCCCAUCUACUUCACUUCUAGUGACCAAUUAUUACCACAUAUGAUGUUACGGGCGGCUGUUGCUCAGGUGGUAAAGCGGUCGCCUGCCAAUCAGAAGGGCUCUCGAGAUGACCUCAGUGUAGGAGGGGGAGUGGCGGGAGGGGCGAUUCCUGUUACUCGCCAUGGCAACUCUGUAGAUGCCUCCUUUUCCAAAGAAGUUCUAAACUCCAUCACAGCCUUCUCGUCCUUGGCAGUUGCCACAGGUAACCAGGCCGACUCUCGGGGUUCUCUGAUCAGCGUGGACUCCAACCCUAGCAACAGUGACAGGAACAGUGAGAAAAUGGACGGAUGUGAGAAGUUUGCACGGCCGCAGUCCCUCAUAGGCUACGGUUCUCGUUGUGACAAGCUGGACCAGGCGGAGACCCGCAGUCUCCUCAUGUGCUUUUUGCACAUCAUGAAAACCAUAUCUGAGGAUGUGCUGGUGUCCUACUGGCACCGGGCCAUUCACCAGGAGAUCUCAGACUUCUUUAACAUCCUGGAGCUGUGUCUCCAGCACUUCAGGUUCCUCGGAAAGCGUCACAUAGCCAGGAAGCUAGCAGCGGCAGUAAAGCUGGCCCAGUCCACCCAGGCCAAUGGCACCCUGAAGGGCUCUAACCACCCCUCCCACACCUCAAGCCUCUUCCCACAAUGGAUGGCAUCAUCUGGAGGGGACGGUCACCGACAUGCUCGCUCCCAAACCAUGCCCAUCAUCAGGGGAAAGAAUGCUCUAACCAACCCAAAACUGCUGCACAUGAUGGAGACAGAUGGGAAUAUUCAAGAAGGAGACACCCUAAGUCCUACAGAUAUUGAAGCAAACAUGUCCACUGAGGUAGCCCUCACUGUGCUGGAUGUACUGGAGCUCUUUGUUCACCAUCACAAGAAGCAGCUGUUGCUGGAUGAAGGACAAAAUGCACUUAUGAAGAAGGUGCUGGACACCUACUUGCUCUUCUUCCAGAUCAACCAAUCAACCGCCACUCUACGGCAUAUCUUCGCUGGACUGAGGCUCUUUGUACAAAAGUUCCCCAAUGCAUUCUUCCAGGGUAAGGCAGACCUGUGUGGCUGUCUGUGCUAUGAGAUCCUCAAGUGCUGUAACCAUCGUUCCAGCUCCACCCAGACGGAGGCAGCUGCCCUGCUGUAUUUUUUCAUGAGAAAAAACUUUGAGUUUACCAAGGGCAAGUCAAUAGUCCGCUCACAUCUGCAGGUUAUCAAGGCAGUGAGCCAGUUGAUAGCAGAUGCUGGCAUUGGAGGCUCGAGAUUUCAGCAGUCCCUGGCUAUCAUCAAUAAUUUCGCCAACGGAGAUGCACCACUAAAGAACACUCCGUUCCCUGCUGAGGUAAAGGACCUGACCAAACGGAUCAGAACGGUUCUGAUGGCCACAGCCCAAAUGAAGGAGCAUGAGAAGGAUCCAGAGAUGCUGGUGGAUCUUCAGUAUAGUCUGGCUAACUCCUACGCCAGCACCCCCGAGCUUCGGUGCACCUGGCUGGAGAGCAUGGCCAAGGUUCACGUCCGCAACGGCGAUCUCUCAGAGGCUGCCAUGUGCUACAUCCACAUCUCAGCCCUGAUCGCUGAAUCGCUGAAGAGGAGAGGCUACUGGAGAGCUGACAAGGCCAGGAUGUCCACUGUGUCCCCUGAAGAAAGCCCUGUCUUUAACUGUAGCUCCUUACUAACUACCUCCCGAGAUCAAGACACGUCGUUCUCUAUGGGUUGGGCAGCGUUUAUGUGCAUCAGCCCUAAUGUCAAGGAGGAGGGUGCCAUGAAGGAAGACACUGGUACACAAGACACGCCCUAUACUGAGGACACUUUGGUAGAGCAGCUGGAGCUGUGUGUGGACUACCUGUGGAAGUCAGAAAGAUACGAGCUCAUCGCUGACAUCAACAAACCUGUGAUUGCUGUCUUUGAAAAGAGAAGGGAUUUUAAGAGGCUGUCGGAGCUGUACUAUGACAUCCAUCGCUCCUACCUGAAGGUGACUGAGGUGGUGAACUCAGAGAAGCGGCUCUUCGGUCGCUACUACCGCGUAGCUUUCUAUGGACAGAUCGCGGGUUUCUUUGAGGAGGAGGAGAGCAAAGAGUUCAUCUACAAAGAGCCGAAGCUGACAGGGCUGUCGGAAAUCUCCCAGAGAUUACUCAAACUCUACUCAGACAAGUUUGGAGCCGAUAAUGUCAAGAUGAUCCAGGACUCCAAUAAGGUAAAUCCCAAAGACCUGGACCCCAAGUUUGCCUACAUUCAGGUGACGUACGUGGUGCCCUACUUUGACGAGAAAGAACAACAGGAAAAAAGGACAGAUUUUGAGAGACAUCACAACAUCAAGCGCUUUGUGUUUGAGACUCCGUUCACUCUGUCAGGCAAGAAACAUGGAGACGUGGAGGAGCAGUGCAAGAGACGCACCAUAUUGACCACGAGUUCCAGCUUCCCCUACCUAAAGAAGCGUAUCCAGGUGGUGGAACAGCAGAGCACAGAGAUGAACCCGAUUGAGGUAGCAAUCGAUGAGAUGUCACGUAAAGUCUCUGAGCUCAACCAGCUCUGCAACAUGGAGGAGGUGGACAUGAUCCGGCUGCAGCUGAAACUGCAGGGCAGCGUCAGUGUCAAGGUGAAUGCCGGGCCCAUGGCCUAUGCCAGGGCGUUUUUAGAGGAGAAGAAUGCCAAGAAAUACCCAGACAACCAGGUCAAACUGCUCAAGGAGAUCUUCAGGCAGUUUGCAGAAGCCUGCGGUCAGGCUUUGGAUGUGAAUGAGCGUCUGAUCAAGGAGGACCAGCUGGAGUACCAGGAGGAGAUGAGAGCCCACUACCGGGACAUGUUGACUGAGCUGUCUGGCAUCAUGAAUGAACAGCUACAAACAAGUGUUCUUGCUGCCAGCACCCCCUCUCUCUCUAACAGCUCUCUGUCCACUCUUUCUAAGACCGAUUCCUCACACAAGACAACCAGGAACGGAACGGCACAGCGCCUACUAAAUGGCCAAUAGACUCUCAAGAAAUCCUUUGUGCCAGGGAGGACAUUUUGUAAACCCCCACC
Messenger RNA from Perca fluviatilis (European perch), 7066 nucleotides. It is a transcript of the gene dock10, whose product is annotated as dedicator of cytokinesis 10. Gene Ontology annotation, biological process: regulation of cell migration; dendritic spine morphogenesis; positive regulation of GTPase activity. Gene Ontology annotation, molecular function: guanyl-nucleotide exchange factor activity. The transcript is spliced from 59 exons. The coding region runs from base 297 to 7016 and encodes 2239 amino acids. NCBI's taxonomy places the organism in Eukaryota, Metazoa, Chordata, Actinopteri, Perciformes, Percidae. The record is from RefSeq and is a predicted model, not a curated record.